AUGGAAAGUUCCGAUGGAAGAAACGGAUCUCAGUCUGUUCGAGUUGCGGUUAAUGUUCGACCUUUGGUUACUCCCGAGCUUCUUGUUGGUUGCUCUGAUUGUAUCAGUGUAACUCCAGGUGAACCUCAGGUUCAAAUUGGUUCGCAUUCGUUCACCUUUGAUUAUGUCUAUGGGAGUACCGGGUUUCCAUCUUCUCGGAUUUUUGACGACUGUGUUGCUCCUCUUGUUGAUGCACUUUUUAGUGGCUACAAUGCCACAGUGUUAGCAUAUGGCCAGACGGGCUCGGGUAAAACUUAUACCAUGGGGACAAACUAUAAUGGAGAAAGCAGUAACGGGAUUAUUCCUAAAGUGAUGCAAACCAUAUUCAAACGAGUAGAGGAGAGUAAAGGCAAUACCGAGUUCUUGAUCAGAGUAUCUUUCAUUGAGAUAUUUAAAGAGGAGGUUUUUGAUUUAUUGGAAUCAAGUUCAAUGGUUUAUUCUAAAACGGAGGGGAAUGGAAAACCAGCAGGGCCUUCUAGGGCUCCUAUUCAAAUAAGGGAAACAGCUAAUGGAGGGAUCUCUCUUGCUGGCGUAACAGAGGCUGAAGUCACCUCACAGGAUGAGAUGGCUUCAUUUCUUUUGCGUGGAUCUGUGUGCCGUGCGACUGGAAGCACAAAUAUGAACAGCCAAUCAAGUCGAUCACAUGCCAUUUUCACGAUUUCAAUGGAACAAAAAAGAAUUGCUGGCAUAACAAACGGAGAUGAUAACGGGGAUGACAUAUUGUGUGCUAAACUUCAUUUAGUUGACCUUGCUGGUUCAGAACGGGCAAAAAGAACAGGAGCUGAUGGGAUGCGUUUACGGGAAGGAAUUCAUAUCAACAAGGGUUUAUUAGCUCUUGGUAACGUGAUAAGUGCAUUGGGCGAUGAUAAGAAGCGGAAAGAAGGAGGCCAUGUUCCCUAUAGAGAUAGCAAGUUAACCCGUCUUUUACAGGACUCUCUCGGAGGAAAUAGCAAAACAGUUAUGAUAGCUUGUGUAAGUCCAGCAGACACGAAUGCAGAAGAAACCCUUAACACAUUGAAGUAUGCCAAUCGAGCUCGUAACAUUCAAAACAAAGCUAUUGUGAAUCGUGAUCCAGUUACAGCUCAAAUGCAAAGAAUGAGGAAUCAAAUUGAACAAUUGCAAGCUGAGCUUCUUUAUGUAAAGGGUGACUCUUCCACACCGUUCGAAGAACUUCAGAUUUUGAAACAGAAGAUAGCAGUGCUUGAAACAAGUAAUGGAAACUUGCAAAAGCAACUUCAAGAACAAGUAGUCAGUGUUGAACAUUUGACUAAACAAGCAAUUGAUGCUCAAUUUGAGAAAGACAGGUUGUUGCUAAAAAUUGAAUCUGCUCGUGAUGGUAAACCAUGGGAUGAGAUCGAUUGUGACUCAAAUCAGGACAUGGAUUUAUUGAAAACGUAUGUGUCAAAAAUUCAAGAAUUAGAAGGAGAAUUGCUGCGCUUGCGAAGAUUGAAUACUUCAAAACGUAGUGAACUUAUUGAUUACCUGGAUUUGGAUGACAACGUUCUUCACCCUAAAAGUGGUUUAUUCCCAGAAUCUGAUUCUAAAGGUGCUGAAGUUGUUGGUGACUCAGAAGAUGAGGAGAAGGAGCUAGAACAUUGUUCUUUGCAAGAGAAACUGGACAACGAGCUCAAAGAAUUGGACAAAAAACUUGAACAAAAGGAGGCUGAAAUGAAGCGGUUUGCGGGUGGUGAUACCUCUGUUCUUAAGCAACAUUAUGAGAAGAAAGUUCAAGACUUAGAACAGGAAAAGAGAAAUUUGCAGAAAGAGAUUGAGCAACUUAGGUGCAACCUUGCAAAUAUUUCUUCCACCUCUGAUGAUAGCACUCAGAAGUUGAAGGAAAACUAUCUUCAGAAGUUGAACUUUUUGGAGGCACAGGUUGUGGAGCUGAAGAAGAAGCAAGAUGCUCAAGCACAACUGCUAAGACAAAAACAAAGGAGCGAUGAGGCAGCCAAAAAACUUCAGGAUGAGAUUCAUAGAAUCAAAACACAGAAGGUUCAAUUACAACAAAAGAUAAAGCAAGAAUCUGAGCAGUUCAGACUAUGGAAGGCCUCAAGGGAGAAGGAAGUACUUCAGCUUAAGAAAGAGGGAAGAAGAAAUGAGUAUGAGAUGCAUAAGCUACUAGCUCUUAAUCAAAGACAGAAAAUGGUUUUGCAACGGAAGACAGAAGAAGCUUCUAUGGCUACAAAAAGAUUGAAGGAGUUGCUAGAAUCACGGAAGGCUUCUUCACGUGAAACAUUUGGAAAUAGCAGUGGCCCUGGAGUUCAGGCACUGAUGCAAGCAAUUGAGCAUGAACUCGAGGUUACUGUCCGUGUGCAUGAAGUACGUUGUGAAUAUGAGCGUCAGAAGGAAGAGAGGCUUAAAAUGGCUAAGGAGGUAUCAGAACUCAAGGAUGAAGCAAAUGCCGCAAAGCGAACAACUUUAAGUGAUUGUGCUCAGACUAUGUCGCCUGGUGCAAGAAAUUCAAGGAUAUUUGCUCUUGAGAAUAUGCUUGCUACUUCAUCCAGCACUAUUGUUUCAAUGGCCUCGCAGUUGUCAGAAGCAGAAGAGCGCGAACGGGCCUUUAGUGGCAGAGGUCGCUGGAAUCAAGUUCGUUCUCUUGCUGAAGCCAAAAACAUCAUGAACUAUUUGUUCAACCUGGCAUCCUCUUCAAGGUGCCAGCUAUGGGAUAAAGAAAUUGAUUGUAGAGAGAAAGAUUCAGAGAUAAGAGGUUUGAAGGAAAAAAUAGUCAAUUUGAUAAGACAAGUGGAAAUGCAGAAGGCAGAGCUCAGUCGGCUUGAGAAGUUCAAGAAGCUCAUCAUGUCAAGGAGUUUCAAGAAAAAGACAACCAAUCAAGUUUCCGCCAUAGAUGACAGCGAAGGGCAUGUAUAUGAUCUGCGACCGAAGGGACUCCGAAACUCCAUAGCUUAUGAGUUAUUGGAAGACAUGGACACAUCUGAGUCAGAACAUUCUGACUUUGAAGUUGAUCCUGAAUAUUCAAUAGAUUCCGAGGAUGAGUGGGGGAAUAAACGGAAACGAACAUCGAAAAAAACAUCUUCAAAUGAAGGAGAUACAAAUGUGAUUCAGAAACCACCAUCGGAAACUUGUUGUUCAUGCAGCAAGUCCUCUUCUUGUAAAACAAUGAAAUGCGAGUGCCGAGCUGUUAGGGGUGCUUGUUCCAUGUUGUGUGAGUGCCACCCCAGAAAAUGUAGUAACCGAGAAGUAGCAGUUGCCAAGGAGUCUGAUUCGCGACCAUUGGUUACUGGGGAAGACAACGUGAUUUUAUCAGAUGCUGAGGAAAUAGAGAAAAGCAGCAGCGCACUUGCAACUCAUGGCGCAAUGCUACUUCAGGCAGCCCUUGCAGAUAAGCCUGCUGAGACUAAAGACGCCGAUGGCUCAAAAAGAAAGCCGUUAUCCGACAUCGGAAAUAAAAUUGUGAAACCAAAUGCACCAAAACCGAAUGCCCCUAGAAAGAAAUGGCGGAAAUCAGUACAAAUCCAACUCAUUCCAGUGUCAUCGGACCAACCGCAAGUAGCAGAACCCGAAGCUCCAAAGAAACAAGAGAGUAGUGGCACAGCUGAAACUAGUAUCCCAUUGAGGUUACCUAGAGCUAUGCGAUCUGCAAUGUCAAAUGCCAAUAAUGCCCCUUUAAGAGACAGAAAUAUCGAACAACAGUCCGUUGAUUCAACGGUGAAUAAGGAAGCCGAUCAUGCAGAAGCUCCUCGUAGACCAACGGCAAACGAGAAAGAGAAUCACGGGGUUUAAGGUAAUUAAAUUCACUUUUCUUUGGCAUGAUUAACGUAAAAACUAGGAUCAAUGAAUCAAACCAAAGAAUAGGGAAUCGGUCAUUAAUUCUUCAUUGUUGACGGUCUCUUUUUGGUACGAUGAAAAGAUGCGUUUUUUUUAUGUAUGAUGAUUGAUCAAUCUUACAUUU
Messenger RNA from Cynara cardunculus var. scolymus (artichoke), 3949 nucleotides. Its product is annotated as kinesin-like protein KIN-4C. The record is from RefSeq and is a predicted model, not a curated record. Gene Ontology annotation, biological process: mitotic spindle organization; microtubule-based movement. The transcript has 27 exons. Lineage: Eukaryota; Viridiplantae; Streptophyta; Magnoliopsida; Asterales; Asteraceae. Gene Ontology annotation, molecular function: microtubule binding; ATP binding; microtubule motor activity. Bases 1 to 3780 code for a protein of 1259 amino acids.